AAUUUUAUACAUAAAAUCUUGCACAAAUUAUAAUUUCAAGAAAAACGUAAAUUCUACCAUUAAAAAUCGUUUGUUGUACCCCAACCAUUUCAGAUGUUGUCUGAGGAAGAGGCGGCAAUGGACUACGAUGAGUUGACAUUGAAUCCAUUGCUGGCAGAAAUUGAGGCCGAAACUGAUUUGGACUCGAAAAAAGAGAAACAACGCCGCUAUUGGACGCCAAAGGAAGAGCAACGUUUCUUUGAGAUUUGGGGACGUGAUAAUUGGCGUUUAACGCGUCACGGAAAAAAUACAAUUUUCUUUGCACAAUGGGCUGUUGAGUUGAAGGAGCGCUUUGAUAUAGAAGUGAAACCCGAGGAAAUACAAGCGAAAGUAAACCAGACGCGCGCGAAGUUCAGACAAGUUAAGAAGCAGAUAGCUGCUGACAAAAAUUGUGUGCGUUGGAAAAAGUUUGCCAUUAUCGAUAAAAUUCUUAAGAAUCAAUAUCGCCCUAAAGACGCCGAACCUGUACCGAAAGAGGCAUUGGAGAAUAAUCGUGACAUCGAUUUAAGCGAAGUACCGUCGCCGCCCUCGCCACCACGUUCAGGACGACAGUCUUCACCCAAUAGUAUUACAUCAAGUUCCAACACGCAAGAAGCAACUAAUAAUGCUACGACUACGGAUAAUAACAACACUUCGAUAUCAUUGGAUGUACCGGCUAGCACUGAAGACAUAGACAUCAAGAGUGAAUUUCUUACUGACUCCAGCAUCACGACUUCGCUGUUUAAUGCGAGCACUGAGCUCUUCAGCGAUCCAAUCGACGAGGUAAAAGCCGAAUACUCUAGCGAUUUUCACAAUUUUGGCAACUAUCCACAGCCAAAUCAUUUUGAAACACAGCCACCAACUCAAGACGAUGACGAUGAGGAGCCACAGCUGCACACUUUACAAACACCACAACAAUUGUUAGAAGAACAAAAGCAGAAACAACAACAACAACAAUUACAGCAACAGCAGCAACAAUACCAGCAGUAUCCACCAGCAUCAUCAACGGCGCCACCCCCUGACACCACAACAGGCACCAAUACGCAACUACUGCAAACUGGUUAUGAUCAUAGUAACACAUAUGCCAAUCAAAACCAUUAUGCGGCAACAACUACACCAACACCAACGACAGCUACAUCAUCUACCGCUAAUCCAGCAUAUAAUAGUCAAUACGCCGGUAGUAAUAAUAACGUUACCAACAGUAGCACUAGUGGUGGUGUCGCACCAAUGCAACCACCAACGACGGGCCUGGGUCGCGGUGCACCCGGUCAACCGCGUCGACGGCGCACAUCGCACGCCAACAACGUGCUAGCAGCACAGGCUGGCGCCGAAUCCUUAGAAUCUAUGUACCUAAAUGAGGUGCGUAAAAAGAAUAUUUUACUUGCGGAGCAGUUGGAAAUCGCACGUAAGCGUAUGCAAUUAGAGGAGCGUAAAGUGAAUUUGUUGGAACGUUUCUUUCCACAAUGUUUGGAGAUGCAGGAGCAAAUACUUGGGAAACUCAAUAGCAAUACUUAAGACGGUGUGAACGUGACAUUGUAAGGUAUUAUGUGAAGUGGAAAUGCAUGUGGAAGUUUUUCAUAUAAGUUAAAGAAUAAGUGGAAAUUGCAGCAAAUAAUAAAGAUGUGUUUAGUUCAAGUAAUUCUACGAGAAAUUCAUCAGAAUUUCGCAUAACAUCAUGUGAAAAUUAAAUUUGAAACAGCGCUACGUCGAAACGGUGAAUGUGAGUGUUGUAAAAAGGGGAAAUCCCGCAUUUUGCUAAAUUAAUUAAAAAAGUAAUUAUUUCUAAGAUGCUACUUUUAAUUUGGCCAUGCAAAAUACAGUUUAAUUUGUUUCUUAUUGUAGUCUUCUCUUUUCUCUUUUCAACAAGUCUUGUUGUGAAGAGCAAAAAUUGUAAUUCUCGUGUAUCGGUACCAGUAAUUCUUAGUCUCUUUUUUUUUAAACUUUAUAUAUACCAUAUUAUACAAAGUAUUUACAACAAGCUAUGUUUGUGUUAGUUUGUAGAAACAAUUACAAUUAUAUUAAAGUAACAUUGAUCCACAAUAUAGAAAUUUUAAAAUGAUUUUAAAAUAUUUUAUCAUGUACAACAUUUCAUCGAAUUCGGCUUAUAGGCCAGUGCAGAAGUGUUUGAAAAUCAUAAAAAUUGAACAAAAAAAUCAUUAUAGGUUCAAACUCAAUUGACAAGGAAGGUAAAUAAAAAAAUUGAAAGGAAAAAUAAUUUACGGACGAUUUAGGAUCGAGAAAAGAAAGGAGGCUUGUAUUUUUCUCUAAUAUUUUAAGUUUAUGCGAAAAAGGUGUAAAUAACAAAUUUUCCAUAGGACUCGUAGGCUCGUAGGAAAUCGAGAUAAAUCAUUUUUAACCCUUAAACCCGGUAAAUUAUUUUUCUUUUAAUUUUUCAAAAAUUAUUUACCUUGGUCUAUUAAUAUUUUAGAAAAACAAACAACAGUGUGCUAUUUAAACAAGAAUUCAACACCAUUGUUUGUAUUUUUUUUAGUUACCCUUUACAAGUUUAAAACAUAAUUUUCACCGAAGAGAUAAAAAGCGAAAAUAUAGAAAGCUAAUUAACUAAUUAAUCGCCACUAAGCAUAGAUCAAAAGAUUGUAAAAUAAUUCAUAUUUAAAAACCCCCCAACAACAUGUUUGGUAAUACAAAAACAAAACUAUAUACUUAGAAACAUACUAUGUGACUAGGAGUGAAAGUUGCAAGCUGAAAUACGAACAAAAUCGUAGAGUUGUUUAGGAGCAAAGAAAGCGGCAUGGAACUGCAUAUGUACUAGAAGAGGAGGAAAAAUUGACGCAUGCACAUGUUUGUCAAUUUGUAUGGUAAUUUUGCGUAAUAGGUAGUUGAUAAGACCAGUUAAUAAACAUGAUUUCUCAUUUGUAAAACCACGAAAAUAAAACAAAGCAAAAAUUAAAUAAAGUUAAAUGAUUUUUAAUGGCA
Molecule: messenger RNA, 2955 nt
Organism: Bactrocera tryoni
Lineage: Eukaryota; Metazoa; Arthropoda; Insecta; Diptera; Tephritidae
Product: probable serine/threonine-protein kinase samkC
Exons: 3
Coding region: 94-1533 (479 amino acids)
Biological process (GO): positive regulation of DNA-templated transcription
Cellular component (GO): nuclear body
Source: RefSeq, a predicted model, not a curated record